AUGUCGGUCAAGAUGACGUACCGCGUCGACAGCUGCUGCCGCAAGCCCGACCGCGCCUCGGCCACGCCCCUGAGCGCCGCGACCUGGGUGCUCGUCGCGCUCGACCACAACGGGCGCUCGUACCUCCCGUCCCUCAAGAUCGGCACGCGCACGCGGCUGCUCCCCGCGUCGCCACCGCCGACGGACCGGCGCGCGGAGCUGGCGGCCGUCAUCCUGGCCAUGGAGAGCGCGCUGCGCAUCUUCUGGAAGUUCGCCGAGCGCCUCCCGGCCGUGCGGUACCCGGACGUCACGAUCUGCUCCGACUCGGCCUACGCCGUCGUGUCGGUGCUCGAGGCCUCGGCCUUCGACCCGCGCGGCGCCGCCAUGGCCGACCGGCCCAACCGCGACCUGCUCGCCGACGCGCGCCAGCUGUACGAGCGCCUGUCGGGCCUGGGCAUGGUGCGCGUCCGCCACGUGUCGAGCGCCGAGAACUGGGUCGCCGACGCCGAGUGCAACAGGCAGCUCGACCGGCUGCAGGCCCAGCGCGACCGCCCCGUCGCGUCGUCCCGGAAGCGCCUGCUGAUCCCCGCGGGCGCCGGCGUCGGCACCGCCAGGAACAGGACCGCAAAGGUCCUGACGCUCGACUCGCCCUCGGUCCUGCAGGUGUGGGACCGCCAGCGCGACGUGGACGUGGCGCCCCUGUCGCUGCCCUUUGUGGCGCCCCUGCGGUUGAGCGCGAGGGCGUUCUGA
Messenger RNA from Gaeumannomyces tritici R3-111a-1, 729 nucleotides. RefSeq lists its product as hypothetical. The record is from RefSeq and is a predicted model, not a curated record. NCBI's taxonomy places the organism in Eukaryota, Fungi, Ascomycota, Sordariomycetes, Magnaporthales, Magnaporthaceae. The transcript has a single exon. The coding region runs from base 1 to 729 and encodes 242 amino acids. Gene Ontology annotation, molecular function: nucleic acid binding.